AGAUGUACAAUUAUUCCAGCACCUGGCCAAGUCCUUGUAUACCAAUGAGGAAAGAAGCAAUCACUCACCUACACCUGAGCAUUCUGGGAGGACUACCAAUGAUUCUUCCUCUGGACCCGAAUCAGUCAAACAGGCACCCAUCGACAAUGUGUGGAUUAACAUUGUCGUUCCUGAAUAUGGGGAGUCAUCAGAACCAGGCGCUACAGACACCGUCUUUCAUUCAGGAUGGAGUAGGGUGCAUGAAGAGGAUGUUGAGGUCGAUGAUGACGGCCAGCAGGUUGUUUUUGCUGACAUGAGAGAGAAGUUUGGGAAGGCGAGAAGUGACAUGGAAAGUCUUUCAGUGACUAAAAUGAGAGAGUACACAGGGAUGGUAGCAUCUAAACUGGACAAGAUUGCAGAUGAACUCCCAGUUGGAGGUUAUCUCCUUGAUGUUGUUUGGCUCAUGCCCACCAGUACUGACUUUCCCAUCCUGGAGCGUCCGGAUGCUUUCCUCUUCUCUGUGCUGCGACGCCUAGAGGUGUGGCACCACGCCCGCAUCACCAUCAUGCUAGGGAAGGGUAUGGAGGGGCAAGAGCACCCCUCCCUGACCCACUGGAAGACGUUCAUAGAGAGCAAGGUGGUGGAGUUGAGGUCGUCAGAUGGCAAGGAUGCCAACGUGGAUGACAUCUUGUCAGAAUCAGGCUCUCUGGCUUGGCAAGGCCAGGUCAAGUACAUAUCAAGUCGAGGUACUGCUUUUCCUCCAUGGCAAGGGUUUAGUCUACAUCGUCUUGCUGAUGACAGCAAUAGAUCAGAGCCUUUCAUUGAGAUUCUUAAUCCUAGUGCUAAUUCUCAGCAAGACGUCGCUGGAAGCCAGCAAUCGAUGGAUGAUUCUUUUGUCUCGAUAUCAAAUCAUGAAUUAAAGUCUAAGUAUGUUGUGAAUGAAACACUUGAGUUCAUCCAUCUUGCCAAUCUACAUGAGAUCCCAUCCUGGUUUAUCCUACCUGGAAAGUUUGAACUAUGCCUGAAAGAUAAAGAAAAAAGGCAGCGCUUCUCUCGGUCUAAGUUCUGGAUGCAGUACCUGACCCAUCGAUUGCCUGGUGAUGGUCAAGGUGCUAUAUGUCAGUUGAGCUGUCUUGAAGUGGAAGGUCCUGUUCCAGAGGCUCAGAAUGCUGGACUAAGUACCCAGAUUUGGACCAAUGGCAUCACAAACAAUCCUCUAAAUCCUACUGUUCCAAAUGUGCAAUUGAAAGGUACUCGGCAUACAUUCUUCUUUCUGGUCCACGGGGAUAGGAGGGGAAGGUGUAUUGCCUUGCCACUUGUCUCCCCAUUUAUGUUGAAUGGAGCAGCCCAUGCGUUAUUAGCCUGUCAUGAAGAAGAGGAACGUUCCAGUGAUGCUGAAGAAGAAGAUCAAUCAGCCAGGGAGGUACUUGAUUCCCUCCCAACCGUCAGUGGUCGACGGCUUCGUGAGGAGGAAGAAGAACUGGCUAAGAUGCAGAUCAAAGCCCUGGCAAUGGUUAUUGAGAAAAUCCGCUCUGAAGGUCUUGAGAUCAACGUGACACCAUCUCUCCUCAUCUUCCUCUUCAACUACAUGAGGAAGGUGUUCUAUGAAGGGUACAGUAUUGAUGAGAACAGAUCCAGCCCAGCAAAUCAAAGGCCAUCAACGGACACUCCAGAACAAAGACCGACCCUUGAGGCAGAAAGUAGAAAUGAAGAGGAAGCUAUGGAUGUUGAGAGGAGAGAUGAGGGUGGUGUGGCGGAAGCUGAGAAUGCAAGUGAGCCUAGACCAGCUAGGAUAGACCUCAGGACCUUACCAACAGAAUUGACACAGAGUCCAUCCCAAUGGGUUGAGAGACAGGCCUUGCAGAAUAGGGAAUCGAUUGCCAAUCGUUUAAGAAGAAUCCGAUCAGAGGAUCUAACCUUAGGAGGAUUUGCUGUACCGUCCACAGACAGCAACACAAUCACCUUGAGUGCCAAAGAGUUCCGUAGUCAUUUCAAACCCAACGGCCAGCCCAAGCGAGAUGACCUGGUCAUUGUCCCACCCUCUGGUGUCCGGCAUAGUCCAAGGACGAGAUCAUCGGUAGCUGGUCAUCAUAACAACGGACCAACAGUCCAGGAACUGAUGCAGACAGAGUUCUCAGAUUCACUUAAACUCAAGUACCAUGGUAUCAGUUACUGCAAAGAGAAGCCCGAUUCUCAAAGUAUAGACCAGAAGAUGAUGCGUCUUCAGCAGCGAUGCGUCCGUCAAGAGAUGUCUUGUACGUUCACCUCUCACCAUCAUUCUACUCUGGCUAUCAGGACCAAGAGGAAACACUCAGAAUCACCAAGCACACAACAGUCAAAGACAAGAAAGCUCUCUCCAUCUGCCAAAAAGAAGUCCUCCCAAAGCACUCCUAGGAAAAGAAUCAUGCCUGGUAGGACAGCUAAAACACCUCAGAAGGUUGUGGGUUCAACGCCUAAGAAUGGCGCAUCCACACCCAGAUCAAGAAAGAAAAGGGCUCGGAUAUCAACCUCAGGGGGGCUUACUCCAAAGAGACUUAGGCGCUCCACCCCUGUCAAAUCAACCAAACCUGAAGAGAUGACCUCUCCUCGGCGGUCAGCCAGGAAGCUUGCCAAGGAUCUCCAUCCUGCCACCACCAACACCACCAUCUCCUCCUUCACCUCUCCAUCUACCUCCUCCACCCACCAACCCUCAUCAUCAUCAGCUGCAUCAUCAUCGACACCAUCUAAGAGAACUCAGAAGCAUGCCAAAGUUACUGUCAAGAGCGCGGAAUCCAAGAAAGCAAGGAGGUCCUCAGUGUCGAGAUCAGAGAAGCAUAAAAUGAAAUUACGUUCCAUUGUUGAGGAGACCCUAGCAGCCAAGGGGAUUGAUUCUAGUCAUGUGUGCUUUAAACCUUGUGUUACAAGACUAUAUACACAAACUAAGAUGUUUGUAAAGGAUCUGAAGUCAUCAAAGGGUCUGUAUGAUGAGAUGAGGAAGAUUGCUGAAGCCAAUGCUGACUUUGUAAUCACCUUUGAACAGAAUAGAGUAGUAACAAAAUCAUGAUCACUGUCCUUUGCACAGAUCAAGUAGUACAUUGUAAUAGUUUUUUCUUUGAGAGAGAGAGAGAAAGAGAAAGAUGCAACAAGAAAUAGGUUCCUUUGUGAUGUUCAAAAUCUUUUAGGGGAGCAUUUCACGAUGGCAUUUGUUAGGUAUUUCAGAGGAUGUAUAUAGAGAAGGUGGUAAUCCAAAUUUGAAAUGACUUCAUCAAAGUAUGAAAGAACAUCUCAGUAACUCUUCACUGUCAUAUUUCCUGCACCUCUAUCAUAAUGCAUGACUCCCCCAAUUUAGUGUUGAUGAAAAAAGGUACAAACUCCAAGUUUUGGCAAGUAAGAUUAAAAUAAAACUUUUACCGAUGCCUGCUUCAGCUGAGUAUGUUCUUUGACCAUGGACAUUGUUAAUGAAUGCAAGGCAGCAUAGGUUUCUUCACUUCCACUUGGAAAAAAUAUAAUCUGUACCUGUUGUCUUCCUGAUUAAUUUAUUCACUCAUGAGUGAUGUAAGAAAUGUAUUAUAUCAGGAAAUGAUGAGGAGUUGCUUUUUCGUGUCAUGGUUAAUCAAGAUCAUAAUCUUCAAUAAUAUUCUUUAAUGUAUUAACCUUCUAAAUUGGAUAAUUUUUAUUCUUAUGCGCACAGUUUAAGCUACUGAAACCCUUCUAUCAGACUUAGUGAAAGUCACCGACGGGUCUAUUCACAUAACCUACCAACUAUCCCUAUUAAAAUGGACAGUCUCAAGUUUUGGUGAAAGAGAGCCACCUCAACCAGUGUCUAUAUUUUUGUUAAAAUUCAGAUUUUUAGCCAACUAGCUGUAUACUCUAAUCAAUUAUUGGAUGCUUUGUUAACCUUUUAAGACCCCUAUGCCACCACCCCCCCCCCCAUCUCGCAUUGCAGUGACAUGAUUUAUUCUAUACAUUGGUUGAGACAUUUUUCACUGUGUACCUGGACAGCAUCUUAUGGCACAUCUUUCAGUGAUUUCACUAUUCUUCUCAAUCAAUCAAAAUCGAGUGUUUCAGUAGUUUAUAACAGUUGCUAAUGUAAAUCCCUGACAAAUCACUUUGUGGAAAGCUACCCUGAAUGUCUUAUUCACUGAGUCUACAGCAUCACUUUAUAUGACACUCUGGACAUGCAGAUAAUCUGAAGUAGUGUUGCACAAUACGAUAUAACAAUAAUAUUGUGUCAUUGAAAAUUGAAUGAAUAGAUCAGAUUGGGUCCAUGGUGUAUCACCUUUCAUAUUGCUAACAAUUGAGGUUUCAAUGUGUUUUGUACAGAAAUCUACCUUGAAAUGCUAUAAAACCCAGACAUUAUCCCAUUACCCCAAUCCAACUCACUAGGGUCCCUGGGAAAGAGUCAUAAAAAUGUCAUCCCUAUUCAAGCAAUAUAUAUUCCCUACUCAAAUGUAUUAUACUUUUAGUCUUUCCUGAAAAAGGGUGGUUUAUUAACAUUCUUUAACACUUAAACAAUUAUUCAGUUGGGAUGGGUUAUCUCCACAUCAUGGAUUUUACAGCUGGCAAUCGUGCAGCCCUAAUCUUGAGUACCUGCUGGUUAAAGGAGGAUGAAAAUUUGUUUUCUAGUCAAUGUACACAAGAUAAUUAAUACUAAUAUAAAAUAUAUUACCUCUAUGCAAUUAUGCAUUCCUUUUUAACUUUUCAUUUUCAUGGGGAGGAUUUUCCCAUUUCCCCUUCCUUGAUACAUGUAUAUCUCUGUACAGUAGACUCAGAUAUGAAUUUACUCAGAAUUAUGGUUACCUGUACAUGACUUAGCAGAUUGUAUGAUUGCUAUGACUUCAUUACAAUUACGCAUUGAAUUUGCUUUAUACUUAUAAAAAGGAAUGCAAUUGUCAUGAAUUGAAUUACAAUAUUCUCAUCAAAAUUUCGAUCUUUGGAUAGUAGAAUGUUCCAUGGUCAAAUAAGCGUUGUACAUUUUUAUCCUAAAAGUGGGGUUGCAGACCAGUCAUAGUGUUUUCAGCCUUAAGUGAUAUGUGCUAGUUAAAGACUAUUUAUUACAAAUGAUAUACCUUCUAUAAAAACAUCUGGAUGAUUCAUAAAUAAUUUUUAGUGGCAACAAAUUUCAAAGACCAUAAUCCAUGUUUUAUUUAUUACUUUACCAUAGGCAGCAAAUCCUGUCUCAAAUGUGUAAGAAAAUAUUCAUUGUGUAUUAACUUUAUAUUCCCAUUUUAGUCCAAGAAAAGUUUGAAUCUAUAUCUGAUCUUCACUCCUUGAAAGUUAAAUUUUGGACAGUUGCUAAAAAUAUUGUUUUGGGAACAUAUUUUUUUGUUUGUUUUCAGGGUGCUAGAAACAUCCUUUACUGUUUUUCGAUUUCUACACAACUUGAUUUACUCCUACAUUGAGUGGUGUCAAGUAUAGUGUUGAAAGCAGGUGUUGGUGUUGCUCAACACCAUCACUAGCAAUAACACUGUAGUUGAAUUUAGGCCAAUGUUUGAUGUGAUCUUCUGAACCAAGUAUCAUAGUUGGCGUUGAUGAUCUACAUGCAUUGUACAAUUGACUAAUUCUAGACCAGGGGUUCUCAAACUUUUUCUUUGAAGGGCCAGAUGAGAUUCGAAAUACCAGUAAACCUGAAAGGGCCAGGGUGAAGUGGAUACUUAGAAAAAUAAAAUGUGCGCGAAGCGCGAAUACCCUUGCGGCCGGGGUCCUAGAUGCUCUCUGGUGCAAUCUGGUCCUUAUUUUUGGAGAAUUUAAUCCAACAAAUUUAUAAGUUUCAUAUGGAACACAGGCAAUAAAUAAAAUACAGCGAGAGUCAAUAGUAAUGACAACGAAAUUGUAGUUCUUUGUUAAAAGGAAUGUAGAUUGUACCUAUGUCAAUUUUAACACAUACCUGGAAUUGAAGAGAAAGAUAAAGUUUUGUAGAAGGCCUAUCAAUAUUUUUUUGUAGUCAAAGUAGAUUGGCCAACAUAUUGGUCUCGUGCUCGAUUGCGGUAAAAUGAAUGCAUACUUGUCUGUCCAUUCUUCAUGGAAAACAAGAUUUUCAGCAUCCACCUUUCUUUUCUUCGCAGAAUUUGAUGCCAUCUUGACCUGGCUAACAAUUAAUGAUGACUAAUUUAACCCUGAGAAAAUCCGCAGAACUGAACCGACAAUUAAGUUUACGUUUUAACCAAAUAGAUCGCGUGUUGCAAUGUGUGCGCGCGUGUUUUCAAAUGCUAUGUGUUAUCAAUGUUUUUUCAAUGUAGCGCCGCGCUGGUCUUCUAAAGUAGAACAGACAGAAAAGAUUCCACUAAACUUGAUUUAAAAGUUAAAUUAGUUUGACUGUCAUUACUUUUAUUACGGUGUCAUGGAUACACAAUGUAAUCAUAUUGUGACUGAAAAGUGAUGGAAAAAAGCCAGCAGUCUCGCGGGCCGUAGUUUGAGAACCCCUGUUCUAGACCCUAAGGAUUGGUUCAGGGUUUGAUGAUGGUGUUGGCAAUUUCCAGCUCAUGAACAGAAUGAAAACAACACUGAAAUUAGCUUUUACAGCAAAGAUGAGUGCAAAUUAUCAUAUUUCUAAUGAGUUUAACAAGUAAGAAUAUAACUCUUUUGAUUUCUAAAUGGGUUUUUGCAUUCCAUAUGAUGAGAUUUAAGUGCAAUUUCUCCCCAUUGUCGCUUUCAUUGUCAAGACUUUUUGUGUGAAGUUGAGAUGAUUGCACAGCUGUGAUAUUACUCAGUAUUGAGCUAUCAAUGAUGUAUUUAAAAUUUUCUUACUUAGCUCAGUCCGGUGUUGGAGCAUGAUUCAGCAGCUUUUUCACGCUCUCAACACCUGCACCAACACACUACUUGAAAUCACCCACUGUAUGCAACUAAGACUGACUAAAUCCAUGGCAGGGUAAUAAUAGUCUGUAAGCCAAGCCAAGUAUUUGGAUAUUAUUUCACUGAGCACCCUAGAUAUAUUAACCAGAUUUUAAUUGGUAAUGUUACCAGACAAUUCACCUUUAAUAAUUUAAGGAGCUUGAAACACAAACUUUUGUAUCCAUAGUUAAUCAUUUGUGAGCCAUGUUAACAGCUGUUAGAUUCAUCCAUUCAGAUAAUGGACCAGCUGGGUGCUUCAUAAAGCUGUUCUUAAGUUUUGAGCAACUUUACAAACGAUCGGUGAAUCUUUCUUGAGGUAAAUGAUACAAACCAGAUUUUAAUUGGUGUUCAUGUAGUUCCUACGAAAGGAUCACCAGUCAUUCGUUAAGUUGCUUGUAACUUACGGACAGCUAUAUGAAAUGCCCACCUGUGUUAGGAAGAGAUUCAUUUAAACACAGCUCAAAGAAUCAAACACAAGUCCCUCUUGCAUGUUUCUUAUUGGUUGAAAAUCAAGUUGUGUUUGAUUUUAGGAAUGAAGUCUGAUCGCAGCUCUUCCUGCAACCAAGAAGACUUUCUAAACAUCAUGUGGGUGCCUCUAAAGAUUAAAGGUGCAAAAUUCUACUGUGUGUUAUAAGAAAUGUUUUGGAAGAAAAAGAAAAACCUUUCAAAGUUAAUUAUUUCUGUUACAAAGCUGUAAAUAAUGAAAUACAAAGAGGUCAUUAGAUUAGAAUUUGUUUUGAGAAAAAUAUUAUUAAAAAGCAUGAAUUUUAUGAAAAGAUGC
Messenger RNA from Lytechinus pictus (painted urchin), 7570 nucleotides. RefSeq names its product mdm2-binding protein-like. The record is from RefSeq and is a predicted model, not a curated record. Gene Ontology annotation, biological process: traversing start control point of mitotic cell cycle; regulation of protein ubiquitination; protein localization to kinetochore. The transcript has 16 exons. Lineage: Eukaryota; Metazoa; Echinodermata; Echinoidea; Temnopleuroida; Toxopneustidae. Gene Ontology annotation, cellular component: kinetochore. The coding region runs from base 293 to 3022 and encodes 909 amino acids.